AUGACGGAAAAGCAACUCGCAGACCAGGUGCGGAUACGCAUUUCCCACCGGGUUCGGAUACACAAUUUGACAAUUCGGGUUUCUAGGUGGUCAUCGUAACCGGAGGUGCCUCAGGCAUCGGCCAGUGCGCCGUCAAUUGUCUAAGAGCACAUGGCGCCAGGGUCGCCUCGUUCGACAUUACCGACACAGCAACCUCAGAAGACUCUGACCUGCUGCUUGUCAAAUGUGAUGUCUCGCUCGAAGGCCAAGUCGAGAAUGCAGUCGCUCUGGUUGCGGCGCAGUGGGAGAGAAUCGAUAUGCUGGUCAACUGCGCCGGCAUCCUGGAUCGGUUUGGUAAGUGCCGCCAGCCAUGAGUUCGGAGAGUACUUGAUUGAUGACAGUGAAAAAGCUGGCGUUGGAAACACGGCGACCGAGGACUGGAGGAGGUGCUUUGCCGUCAACGUGGAAGGCCCAAUGUUCUUGACGCGCGCCUGCAUGCCAUACUUCCUGAGGCAGGAGACGAAAGGCCGAAUUGUCAAUUUCUGUUCCACGGCCUCUAUUCGAGGUGCUGCAUGUGGUGCAGCCUAUACGGCGUCGAAACAUGCACUCCUGGGGUUGUCGAGAUCCACUGCGUGGAUGUAUGCCAAGGAAGGGGUCAAAUGCAAUGCUUUAUUGAUUGGACCGACAGAAGGCACCAACAUCACAAAUACAGGGAGAGAGCCGGACAAGUUCGGUUUUGAGCGAGUACAGCCCUAUGGGGGACUGUUGCCCGCACUACUACAAGCGAACGACAUCAUGCCGCAUCUGCUGCACCUCCUUACAGCACCUGGCGUCAACGGAGCUGAGCUUGCAGUCGAUCACGGCUUUACGACAGCGUAG
Messenger RNA from Lecanosticta acicola, 858 nucleotides. The record is from the annotation of a GenBank genome assembly. Lineage: Eukaryota; Fungi; Ascomycota; Dothideomycetes; Mycosphaerellales; Mycosphaerellaceae.